Messenger RNA from Alosa alosa (allis shad), 6858 nucleotides. It is a transcript of the gene npr1a, whose product is annotated as natriuretic peptide receptor 1a. Gene Ontology annotation, biological process: protein phosphorylation; receptor guanylyl cyclase signaling pathway; cGMP biosynthetic process. Lineage: Eukaryota; Metazoa; Chordata; Actinopteri; Clupeiformes; Clupeidae. The record is from RefSeq and is a predicted model, not a curated record. Gene Ontology annotation, molecular function: peptide receptor activity; ATP binding; protein kinase activity. Gene Ontology annotation, cellular component: membrane.
AGGACCCUCAUACUCCCUACCCAUACUCUCUCUUUGACACACUCACACACAACACUGCCCACACUGCCAGCAGAAGGACCCUUACAUCCUCUCCAUACACACACACACCCCAGAACGCCAGCUAAGGCAGGCCAAAUACAGAACUGGCUUCUUGUUGAAGUUCGCAUUAUUCAGGCAUACACAAACACGAGCACAAACAAUCACACACGCGCGCACGUCUGGUGUCAUCAUCUCAUUCGCCAUGAGACUGUGGAGGCUUGGUGGAUCAUAGCAAGAGAAUUCUGCACGCUCUUAAUGCGCGUCAUUUCCACCAAUGCAAGUGGAGGGACUGUUUUUCCCUUUCUCUCGAAUGUCCGGUUUUGCGAGGAGAGGUGGUCUUCAUCGGUGGUAUGCUGCUUUUCAUGGAUGCCGUUGAAAUAUGCUCUGAAGUUCUCCACGAAAAUAGCUGAGCUUGUCGGCAAUUGACAAACUACGUGAAAUGCGAAAUGUUUGUUUUUGGCUCUUAGCGCAAUUCUAAGAAACUGACAGCACUUCAGAACAAUCCCUUAGCUGUGCCCGUUGAAGGAGGGAGAGACGGACAAGGGAAAAACACCAAGGUUCCGAAAACCAGGGGAGGCAACAUAUUAACAACUUUUUUUCUAGAAAAGCCUCGCGGGCAAACGCUAAAACAAAGGUUUCAGUGCAUACCUGUCGCAGUUUCCGGUGACUUUGUCCUUCACCUCUUUUGUAAAUAAUUGUCGUGUUUUGGCCGAGAAGUCUGUGCGCGAUAAGAUUGGAAGAGGUGUCAUCAGCCUUCAGAAAGCAGAGCGCAUUCGCUCUCCCCGUUCCUGCCUCCGAAGUUUCACCGUAAACCACCUUUGGCAACGAGAAAGGCAUGUCUUAUCACCACGUCAUUUAAGAGGAUGCUGGUGCGUCGGCCCCCGUCGUGGACUCUGCCCCUCGUGCUGCUGGGCCUCCUGUCCACUCAGCUGGGGGCGGGACUUACCCAGGCCACUCCCCCUCGCCACGCAGCAGCAAGCCUGAACGUCACGCUGGCGGCCAUCUUGCCCAAAAACAACACGAUCUACGCGUGGGCAUGGCCACGCGUGGCGCCCGCCUUGAUCCGAGCGCUGGAGCGCGUGAACUCUGACCCCGCGCUGUUGCCGGGACACCACCUGGAGCUCAUCUUCCAAGGCAGCGACACCAAGGAGGGCCAGUGCUCGGAGUCGGUGGCCCCGCUGGCGGCCGUGGACCUCAGGCUGUCCCACAACCCCUGGGCGUUCGUCGGGCCGGGCUGCGACUACGCCGCCGCACAAGUGGCGCGCUUCACCAGCCACUGGAACGUUCCCAUGGUGACGGCCGGAGCGGCGGCCAUCGCGUUCGAGGAGUACGCCUCCAUCACCAACACGGGGCCCACCUACAAGAAGCUGGGGGAGUUUGUGGUGCAGGUCCACCAGUACUUCAGGUGGACGCAGGCCAUGGUGGUGUUCCACGACCACAAGCACGACGACCGGCCGUGCUACUUCACCGUCGAGGGGCCCUACACGGAGAUGCUAAAGGAGAACAUCACCACCAAAGAGCUGGCCUUCGACGAGAGCCACCAGCCAGUGGACUACAAGGACCUGGUGACCAGGAUCAGGGACCAGGCCCGCGUGGUGUACCUGUGCUGCUCGAGAGACGCCUUCAGGAAGCUGAUGCUGCAGUUCUGGAGGGACGGCUCUCAGCACGACGAGUUUGUCUUCUUCUACAUCGACCUGUUCGCUGGCAGCCUGGAGAGCUCCGACAACCGACCCUGGGCCAGAGACGACGCAGACGAUAUGGACGCGCUUCGCGCCUUCAGAUGUGAAGAUCCUAAUGAUAUCGGAACCCAUGAAGACCCUAAUUCUGGAGACCUUCGUGGAUCGCUGAGACCGAUGAACAUGAUUUCCGGAAGCUUCUAUGACGGCGUGAUGCUGUACGCUCUGGCCCUGGAUGAGACCCUGAAGGAAACUCCAGCAGGAGACCGACCAGAGGGGGAGAACGUCACCCAGAGAAUGUGGAACCGCGCCUACUACGGAGUGACGGGACUACUGCAGAUUGAUGAGGUGGGAAAUCGAGAGAUGGACUUUGUGUGGGACAUGACAAACUACACCACCGGAGUCUACCAGAUGGUGUAUGUGUAUAACGGCAGCCAGAGGCAGAUGCUGCCCGUGGAGGGGGUCAGUCUGCAGUGGCCCGGGGGGAAGCCUCCUCCUGAUGUCCCCAUCUGUGGCUUCAAGAACGACGCCCCUGCCUGCCUCGCAAAGACGGUUACCAUGCGGCAGAUGAUCUCGAUCGUGGUGUGCUUCGUCCUCUUCAUCAUUAUCACCGUUACAGUAUUCAUCUACAGGAAGCUGAAGUUGGAGAAGGAGUUGGCAGCUCAGCUGUGGAGAGUGCAGUGGGAGGACAUUCAGAUGAGCAACCUGGAGAAGGCUCUAAGACGAGCAUGCAGCAAACUCACACUCUCACUGAGAGGCUCAAACUACGGCUCUCUCCUCACCAUGGAGGGAAACAUCCAGAUCUACACCAAGACCGGCUACUAUAAGGGCAACUUAGCGGCCAUUAAAUAUGUCAACAAGAAGCGCAUUGAACUGACCAGGACGGUUCUGUUCGAGCUCAAGCAUAUGCGUGAUGUCCAGAAUGAGCAUCUGACCCGUUUCAUUGGAGCUUGCAUCGACCCUCCCAACAUCUGCAUCAUCACCGAGUACUGUCCCAGAGGCAGUCUACAGGAUCUGAUGGAGAGUGACAGUAUCACCUUAGACUGGAUGUUUCGGUAUUCCCUCAUCAGUGAUAUUGUUAAGGGCAUGGCCUUCCUGCAUAACAGUGUGAUCGGUUCCCAUGGUCACCUGAAGUCCUCCAACUGUGUGGUGGACAGUCGCUUCGUCCUGAAGAUCACAGACUACGGACUGCCCAGCUUCUCCAAAGAGACCGGCUCUGAGGACACACACUCCUAUUAUGCUCGUAGGUUGUGGACGGCCCCUGAGCUGCUGCGUUCGGACCUUUGCCCCCCCUGCGGCAGCCAGAAGGGCGACGUCUACAGUUUCGCCAUCAUCCUGCAGGAGUUGGCGCUGCUCAAGGGCACCUUCUACCUGGAAGGACCCUCCCUCAGCCCCAAAGAGAUCAUAGAGCAGCUGACGGUGGGCGAGUGGCCGUACUUGCGCCCCCUGCUGUGUGCUCAGAGUCAUAGCGAGGAGCUAGGCCAGCUCAUGCAGCGCUGCUGGGCAGAGGACCCCAACGAGCGGCCAGACUUCAGCCAGAUCAAAGUGCUGCUCCGCAAGAACAACAGAGGCUAUGGUUCAAACAUCCUGGAUAACUUACUGUCACGUAUGGAGCAGUAUGCCAACAACCUGGAGGAACUGGUGGAGGAGCGCACACAAGCCUACCACGAGGAGAAGCGCAAGGCUGAGGCCCUGCUGUACCAGAUAUUACCCCACUCUGUAGCAGAGCAACUGAAGAGAGGGGAAACAGUUCAGGCUGAAGCUUUUGACUCUGUCACCAUCUACUUCAGCGACAUCGUGGGAUUCACUGCCCUCUCCGCAGAGAGCACACCUAUGCAGGUGGUGGCUUUUCUGAAUGAUUUGUACACCUGUUUUGAUGCCAUCAUAGACAACUUUGAUGUAUACAAGGUGGAGACGAUAGGUGAUGCGUACAUGGUGGUGUCGGGGCUGCCGGUGCGGAAUGGGAAGCUGCAUGCAGGGGAGGUGGCGCGGAUGUCUCUGGCUCUGCUGCAGGCCGUACACAGCUUCCGCAUACGACACCGGCCCGCACAGCAACUCAAGCUGCGCAUUGGCAUACACAGCGGCCCUGUGUGUGCAGGAGUUGUGGGACUGAAGAUGCCUCGAUAUUGUCUGUUUGGAGACACAGUGAACACAGCAUCACGCAUGGAGUCCAAUGGGGAAGCACUGAAGAUCCAUGUGUCGGAGGCGACGCGUUCCAUCCUGGAGGAGUUCGGCUGCUUCCAGCUGGAGCCGAGAGGAGAGGUGGAUAUGAAGGGCAAGGGCCGCAUGAGAACCUACUGGCUCCUGGGCGAGAACUGCCCCAGCACCACCUAACGCAGAACACCAGAACGUACUGGCUCCUAGAACCGCCCCAGCAUCACCUAACGCAGAACACCAGAACGUAUUGGCUCCUAGAACCGCCCCAGCACCACCUAACGCAGAACACAAGAACAUUGUGUCUCCUAGAACUGCCCCAGCACCACCUAACACAGAACACCAGAACAUACUGGCUCCUAGAACCGUCCCAGCACCACCUAACGCAGAACACCAGAACGUACUGGCUCCUAGAACCGCCCCAGCACCACCUAACACAGAACACAAGAACAUUGUGUCUCCUAGAACCACCUUAGCACCACCUAAUGCAGAACAAAUGAAACAUUGUGGCUUCUAGAACCUCCCCAGCAUCACCUAACACAGAACAUGAGAAGAUGGUGCCUUCUAGAACCUGCCCCAGCACCACCUAACGCAGAACACAAGAACAUUGUGGCUUCGUGAGCCGCCCCAGCACCGCCGAACGCAGAACAUGGGGACAUUGUGUCUGCUCAGAGAAAACAACUCCAGCAGAACAUAAGAAAAUGUUUUGAGUAAAAUGAAAUGGACCCUUUGCAUUGCAGUGAAACACGCCAGUGCCAUUUUGUUUGGAGUGUGCAUAAGGUGUCCUAAAGGUUAUUGCUAACCGCUCUUAUGUUCAAGAGCACUUGACACUUAGAACGUCUGUGCUUCUUGAAUUCCUUUUACUGCUUAGUUGGAUCCUCCUCUUCUGACCUCUUCUGUGUAGAGCUGAGUUUCAGGCUGAAGCAUCUCACAGCAGUGUCAUCCUGGGAAACACUCGUAGACGCGUUUGGAAACUGUCCAGAAACACUCGUAGACGCGUUUGGAAACUGUCCAGAAACAUUCGUAGACUCGUUUGGAAACUGAACACUUGUUUGGAAGCUCUCGUCCCGUUUCUCACCGUAGCCAGAUCAAGCAGUCUGAACACUGUGAUGAUGUAUUUUUUUGGACUUUUUUGCCUUUAUUAUGAUGGACAGUGAAAGACGCGAGUAGGAGGGAGAGAUGGGGUGGGAUCAGGAUAUGACACGGGUAACAGGUCGGACUCGAAGCCGGGUCCCUGUGGGCACUUGGACCCGUAUAUGGUAUGAGCGCUGUAGCCAGUUACUCCACAGCGCCCCCCGAUUGAGAAUGGUACAGCUCAUAGUUUAAGCUCUCCUUAAUGUUUUUUGUCUUAGUGUACAACAUAAGGAGUUGAUGAAUUGAUAAUGAGUUCAUUAUUCUAUUUUGAGAUGACAUUUGUUUUCUUAACAUGAACAUAAUCGCAGGCAUAGCCAUUCCCGGCCUCCGUAGCAUUCCUUUUGAUCUGAUUACUGUUGCUUUUGAACUGAUUACUGUUGCUAUACUGUACAAUACUGUAGUGCAGCUGUAAUUGCUGGCUGUCGUAUAGAAUCUAGCUAGUAAACCGGGAGGCCGACCAGCAACAUCACUUGGAUUGGGGGACUAUCUGCUUGGACCAAAUUUUGAAAAUGGGUAGUUCGAAAAGGGUAAAAAGCGUUCUGAGAUGGUAUUAAAUCAUGUAAUCCAGUCUUGUAUUUGAUGUGGAUCAAUCCUUCACUUUGUGUUGUCCUAAUGUCUUAAUAGGCUUGAUUCUUUUAAUCCAAAAAAGCAUGAGAAUCCUGAUGGAAGGCAGUUCAGGGUGGAUUUCAGGGACAAAAUGUAAUACAACUUUAAGAUUUAGUCAAAUAUUACCACAUUACCAUCAUAGUGUAUUUACAUAUGGGAUUUUUGUUUCCAUAAAAUAAUCCAUCAAGCAGCAGUCAAUAUUGAUAAAAGAAUCUAUUUAAUUUUCACGUUCGUCAUCAGAUAUGAAUUAUAGUCAAAAGUAGCAAUUGCAUUGCAUGUCCAGUCCGUGCCCUGGUGGUGUCGUCAUGAUGCUCAGGUGAAUUUAGAACACCGGUAAUCCAGAGCUGGUAACCAAGGUAACCCUGAAGUCUGCAUCUGGAUCAGGGUCAGCCAUAAAGAAGUCUUUAGAGAUCAGUGAGGUCAGCCAAUCCGAUGUCACUUUGGAAAACCGGCACAGAAGUAUAAUGGAUUACCCGGUUCUUGAUGUUAAAAUGGGAUUUCCCAAUCUGGAUCUAGAUGAAACUUAACAAACAGCUGGGUCCAAAGGGAAGAGACGUCUGGCACUCUUUGAGUGGUGAGAGCUACAGAGGUGAAGUCUCUUUAGCGACAGGGUCUAUAUGCUGUGUGUUGCUUUCUUCCACUAUGUGGCGUAUGUAUAGGGGCUAUAUGCUGUGUGUUGCUUUCUUCCACUAUGUGGUGUAUGUAUAGGGGCUAUAUGCUGUGUGUUGCUUUCUUACAGUACGUGGUGUAUAGCUCUCAGGACCUUGUAUGCUAGGUGCACAACAGCACACACCGAUGUUAUUUACCCCGUUCCUCUGUGCACAACAGCACCCACCGAUAUUAUUUGCCCCGUUCCUCAACAGCACACACAGAUGUUAUUUACCCCGUUCCUCCUGUUGUGACAGGUUCUUGUCUGAGCAUCUCUCUAAAGGAGAUACUCCUAACAUACGGACUCAUCACACCUCCGCACCUAAACCACUUGGACAAGCACUUCAACCCUACACACACACACACACGUGUCUGAUUAUGAGUAUGUGUAGGCCUAGGUGUUGCCAUGAUUCCAGUUGUUUUAUGAAAACGUAUCCAUGUCUAAAAUAAUAUGGUGCCUGAACUUUAACUAUUUUAAAUGAGAGGCAUAAUCACUUGACUGAAUAUUUUGCUAUAUAAUUGUUUUGUUUAUAAAGUUAUUUUAUUGGAAAACAUUUAAUGUCUGAUUAUGUGGUAUAAUAAAAAUCCAACAUGUCUGAAA